Trifolium pratense (red clover) is the source of this 1584-nucleotide messenger RNA. Its product is annotated as transcription factor MYBS3. Bases 248 to 1327 code for a protein of 359 amino acids. Gene Ontology annotation, biological process: response to auxin; response to gibberellin; response to ethylene. The transcript has 3 exons. Gene Ontology annotation, molecular function: DNA binding. NCBI's taxonomy places the organism in Eukaryota, Viridiplantae, Streptophyta, Magnoliopsida, Fabales, Fabaceae. The record is from RefSeq and is a predicted model, not a curated record.
AUUAUCCAAACAAACUCAUUUUUCAUUUCCUUAAUUAAGCAAAACCCAUGCACACAUUUUAUUAUUAUCUCUAACUAAUUAUUAAUUAUAAUAAUUAAUUAAUUUUCUUCUCUCUCAAUUUAUCUAAUCUAAUCUAAAUCUAUUUCAUUGAUUCAUUUCAUUCCAUCUCUAUAGAGAAGAUAUAUCAAAAUAUAGCACACGUUGCUAUUGUCUCCUUUGAACCUCCGUGAGACGGCGGCGAAUCGGAAUGACUCGGCGGUGCUCUCACUGCAGCAAUAACGGCCAUAACUCACGGACAUGUCCGUCUAGAGGCAGCGGAGGCGGUGGCGGCGGAGGGGUUAGGCUUUUCGGAGUUAGAUUAACCGAUGGAUCAAUCAUUAAAAAAAGCGCGAGUAUGGGAAACCUUAACCUCGCUGCACUUCACCAUUGUUCUUCUUCUUCUUCUUCGCUUAAUCCUGGUUCAUCGAUUAAUCCCGGUUCACCUUGUUCUGACCCGCCUAAUGACCCUGACGGUUAUUUGUCUGAUGAUCCGGCUCAUGCUUCUACCUUCGUCUCCCGCCGCGGCGAAAGAAAAAAAGGUGUUCCAUGGACUGAAGAAGAACAUCGAUUGUUCUUGGUUGGUCUCCAUAAGCUAGGCAAAGGAGACUGGCGUGGGAUAGCACGUAAUUUUGUUGUGUCAAGGACUCCUACUCAAGUAGCAAGUCAUGCACAGAAGUAUUUUAUCCGGCAGAGUAAUGCUACUAGGAGAAAGAGGCGUUCCAGCCUUUUUGACAUGGCUCCAGAUAUGUGUCCUGAUUCAACUUUGAUGCCAGAAGAACAAGUACUACUUCCACCUUCUGAGAACUCACAACCUUGCAAUGGAAAAUCACAGCCAUCACUAAAUCUCUCUCUCAAGUCAGAAUAUGAACCGAUGGAAACUACAUCUGAAGAAAAUGCAGAAGAGGGCAAUGAAACUACAAUGGGAUCAAAGGGAUCGACACCAAUGACUCAUGGAUUUUUCCCAUCUUAUGUACCUGUUCCAUUUUCAAUAUGGCCAUCAAUUGGAGCUCCAUUUGAAGAAGUCAAUGGAGGAGAGACAUCUCAUCAUAGUCAUCAUCAGGUUCUCAAGCCGAUACCAGUCAUUCCAAAGGAACCUGUCAACGUUGAUGAACUUGUGGGAAUGUCUCAUCUGAGCAUUGGGGAAGCACAGGUACAUGACAGAGAGCCUUCUCCGCUUUCCUUGAAGUUGUUAGGAGAGCCCUCAAGGCAAUCAGCAUUCCAUGCAAAUGCUCCAGUUGGUGGUUCCGAUCUAAACGGUGGCAAAAACAGCGCCAUUCAAGCGGUUUGAGACUUUCAAAAUCUGGUGAAGACAGUAGUAACUAAGUCCUCUUUUGGUCAUCUUUCAUUUGUGCUAUAAUAUAUAACUUUUUUUUUUGUUUUCUCUGAGCCAUAAUCUUCUAAGUAGUAAGAAGUCAUAUGGUGGUAUGUAGCUCAGGUUAGAUCAAUUCUUAUGCAAAUACUUAUUCUUUCUAACUGUAAACAAAAAUGAAAUUUGAAUAAUCAAAUAUAGCCAAGAGGUCCAUGUCCCUCUCGGUUUGGCUAUAA